AUGGGUGCAAAUGAUAGUCCAACAACAACUCGUUCAAUUGUAACUGAUUAUUUCGACUGGCGUUUAAAUAACAAUAGAACAAUAACAGAUAAUCGUUUAUUUUUGCUUGUACGUCAAAUAGGUCCUGAAUGUGAAGCAAGCUAUCAUGUUCAACAACCAGCAUUUAAUAUGCUAUUUUCAUCACCAACUGUUGAUUUACAAACAUUAAAUAAUAUUAGACAUUUUCAUAGGGAACUAGCAAAUGAGUUAUUUAAUGGAGGAGUGAUGAAAUGGGCAUAUAUUAUAACAUUUAUAUCAUGGUCAGCUGUAAUAGCUGAACGUACUUUACAACAACUACAACAACCACAAGGAAUAAAUAGUUUAUCACCAGAUACAAUUAUUUCAUCUAUAAUUGAUUGGACAACGGAUUAUAUUGAUACAGAUCUUGCAGCUUGGCUUCAAAGUCAAAAUUAUUGGGAUGGUUGUUUGAAGAAAUUUGAUAAUAGAGUGCAACGACGAAAUUCAAUUGGUCGGGGUAUGGCUAUUCUUGGAACUAUCGGUAUGUUCACACUUGGCGCUUUGUAUAUGAGACGAACUUAA
This is a messenger RNA of Adineta steineri, 579 nucleotides long. The record is from the annotation of a GenBank genome assembly. Lineage: Eukaryota; Metazoa; Rotifera; Eurotatoria; Adinetida; Adinetidae.